ACUGUUGCUGCAACAUGGAAAAGGGAUACUGCUGCCAUCUGAAAUAAUCAUGCAAGCAAAAUGUUUUUAAAGCACCUGAAAACAUGAACAGCAGUGAGCACAGGUUCUCAUGGGGUCAAAGCAUGAGCUCAGUGCAGGAAACAAGGAUUCUGCAGUCAAUCUGGGACUUCAUCCGUAACAAAGAAGGCUGGCUAAAGUCACCAUUCUUUCCUGUCAUCUUCUCUGCUACAGUUUACAUGGCUUUCUGUUUUCCAUUCAUCUUGAUGGAUAUUAUGUGCAUUAAAAAAAUAACACCGCUGAGAAAAUACAAGAUUCAGCCCAAUAUCAUCCCAACAAAGGACAUGAUGACAGUCUGUGUUGCUCAAACAGUUUAUAAUCACAUUGUCUUCAUCUUUCCAAUAACUGUAGCCCACUGGUACUGGAGAUGUAUAAGCCUGCCUCCUUCUGCACCCGAGGUCAGAGAAGUCAUCUUUGAUGUCAUCGGCUGUCUGCUUCUUUUUGACUUCCAGUAUUUUGUUUGGCAUUUACUUCAUCACAAGAUCCCAUGGCUCUAUAAGACAUUCCACAAAGCUCAUCAUAAGUACACGGCUACAUUCGCACUUACCACAGAACAUUCAAGUGCAUGGGAGAUUCUCUCACUGGGUUUCUUUGCUGCCAUCAAUCCAAUGUUGCUGAAAUGCCAUCCACUGACAGAGACCAUCUUCUUCAUUGUUAACAUUUGGUUGUCAGUGGAGGACCACUCAGGUUAUGACUUUCCCUGGUCCACACACAGACUGCUACCAUAUGGAUUGUAUGGAGGGGCUCCACACCAUGAUUUGCACCACAUGAAAUUCAGAUCAAAUUAUGCCCCUUACUUUACCCACUGGGAUAAACUGUUUGGUACAUUCUCGCAACUGCCUUCAAAAUAAGCCUUUUACUUACUAAACAGUGGCACAACAUUUUUUGCUGUUACUUCCAAAAACAACUACAAUAUUUGAGACUUUUGAUAUACAGUAAGCUAAGGUGUUACUUUCAUUUAAGUUUCAUGAGCACUUUAUUUCCUGGAUGUCACACUGCUAUUAAGAAUAGAUGCUACCAUUUAUUCUCAUACUCCAUAUAUGUCAGCCUUUAUAGGAACAUACAUCUCAAUAUCUGAGCACAAGAAAUUGGGGUAAAGCUUAAAAUAAUGGGGGUACAAAUGCCCCAGAAUAGGGACAGAUGUUAAAUAUUGCUUUUAUAAACGUAGAAAGCUGCUACAUGAUUUGGGUUAGUAUGCAUUUUCUGAACUAUUUGAAGUCUGAAACUCUGAUGAAUGUCAUUAUUUAGUGACUUCAGUUCUCAGUAAUUUGCCAGAAGACCAAAUAUUUUAUGAGGAACAGAACAAAAAUAUGAGGCAAAAGUCUGGACAUUCUGUGAACAUCUGCAUAGUUAAGCAGUAAGUAUAGGAAUGUGAUACAAAACUAUACAUUUUAAAAUGUAGAUAAUGCAUUAAAAAGCUUUUUAUCUAGCUGGGUGACAGGAACUGGAAAAUGUUUAAAUGGUGAAAUGGAAAGCAAAACUGAAUUUUUAUAAGCCCAGUAUGAAAAAAUUAAAGUUAAAUUCUUUAGUUAAGGUUGCACAGAAGGCAGAUGAAAUCAUAUGUUCUAAGUGUCAUCAUUUUGCUAUAGAAUUUUUAUCUGCCUAUUAUACUUUUUUAUUUUAUUUUAUAUAAGAAAAUAGUGGCCAAAGACACACUUAGUAAUGCCCUAAAUUAAUGUUUCAAAACCCAUUUUCACCAUAAAGUGCUUAAUAGUACACAUUACUAAAUAUUUUAUAUAUUACUAGAUCUCUGAAUUCUGCUAUCAUUUUUAGAAAUGUUCAUUACUUUAGCUCUUUUGCUUCUAAAUAUUUUCUCCCUGAUUCUUCAUCUAGGAUGCUAAAACCUGUGUGUAGAAACUGUGCAACUCAAAGCAGGUUUUCAGAUCAGCAUUAAAGAGGCUUAUUAAAGAGGCUUAUAUUAAGAUUAGAGAGCACCACUUCCAGGAGAUAUGUUGGACGUCUUGGUAAAAAUACUGCAUUAAAUCUGGUAGAGAUAUUGGAAGUCUUGGUGAAAAUAAUGCAUUAAAAUCUGGCAGAAAUAUUGGAAGUCUUGGUAAAAAUAAUGCAUUAAAAUCUGGUAGACAUAUUGGAAGUCUUGGUAAAAGUAAUGCAUUAAAGUCUGAUUUUAGUACCACCAUUUCUAUAUAUACCUACCCUCAGUGGCUGUCAGCAGCAUGUAAUGUUGUUAACUAAAAGAACAUAGAAUUCUCUGCAGAAUGAGACAUGGAUUGUCCAGACAGAUGAGGGUAAAAGAUAUGUGUGAGAUGUGUUUUAGAGUAGGAAAUUGUCUUUUAAAUGGGAAAUAGCAACACAUGAGCAGAAUAAGAUAAUAGCUGAAAGCAACCGGUGCUGCUGCAUUAAACAAGGAGGCUCUGUGAAAUGGCACUGACCAAAGCAGGUCAGUUUAAUGGCUAAAGACAAUUCAGUGUCCAGUAGCAGAGUAUGAAUUUGCAAUGUUGCAUGGUGCUCUGAUGAGAUGUUUGGCACGUAGUGGACAUAGGUAUGGGCAAUGUAGACUGCUGAGAAGAGCACGAAACAUAGCAUAGAGAGACAGAAAGAGAGAAAGUGAGAGAGGGAGAGAUAGGAAGGGACAGAGACACAAGUGUGGUUAAGUAAGUGGAUUAUGAAACUAAAUAUGGAUGCAUAAAAUAUUAAUUUUAAGUAAAAUAUGACAGCAGUUCCAAAUCUUUGUGUGUGUGUGUGUAUGUA
Protopterus annectens (West African lungfish) is the source of this 2766-nucleotide messenger RNA. RefSeq names its product cholesterol 25-hydroxylase-like protein. The record is from RefSeq and is a predicted model, not a curated record. Lineage: Eukaryota; Metazoa; Chordata; Ceratodontiformes; Protopteridae. The transcript has a single exon. Gene Ontology annotation, biological process: cholesterol metabolic process; sterol biosynthetic process. The coding region runs from base 84 to 908 and encodes 274 amino acids. Gene Ontology annotation, molecular function: steroid hydroxylase activity; iron ion binding; C-4 methylsterol oxidase activity.